Molecule: messenger RNA, 1008 nt
Organism: Morone saxatilis (striped sea-bass)
Lineage: Eukaryota; Metazoa; Chordata; Actinopteri; Moronidae
Product: acyl-coenzyme A thioesterase 10, mitochondrial-like
Exons: 4
Coding region: 169-510 (113 amino acids)
Biological process (GO): acyl-CoA metabolic process
Cellular component (GO): mitochondrion
Molecular function (GO): fatty acyl-CoA hydrolase activity
Source: RefSeq, a predicted model, not a curated record
UGGGCUCCCGGUAGAAACCUCCUGAACCAUGAACACUGAAGGAAUCCUAACCGGGAGAAGCUGACUGAAAUCUAUCGUUAAUCUCAUCUGUAACUUCAAACCAUUUUUUUCUGUCUGUGUGUUGAGCAGGAGAGGAACAUCUUCAACAGGAUAUUUGGAGGUUUUCUGAUGAGGAAAGCCUACGAGUUGGGCUGGGCCAACGCCUGCUCCUACGGAGGAUGUCGGCCAAGUCUGGUGGCUGUUGAUGAUAUCCUCUUCCAGAAACCUGUGGAGAUCGGCUCCCUGCUGCUGCUCUCAUCACAGGUGUGUUACACACAGGGGAAGCACAUCCAGGUCAGAGUUCACAGCGAGGUGUUUGAUCCGCUGACCCGCCAGCACAACACCACCAACGUCUUCCACUUCACCUUCAUAUCUGACCGCGACGUCCCCAACAUUAUUCCAAAUACAUACGGAGAGUCGAUGCUGUACCUGGACGGGAAGAGACACUUUAAUCAGACUGUGGAGAACUGAAAGCAACGUGUCUGUGUGUGUGUGUGUGUGUCGGAGGUCGGUGGAGGAGAAUGAAUGCAGUUAAUGCAGUAUAAAUCCUGUUUAUAUCACGCUUUGUUCAUUUUACACAACACACAUGGUGGCCUGGUUGCUGUUACUUUAUUUGUUCCGGUGGUUUACAUUUUGGUGUAAGGAGAACUCCUACAAUGCAACAUUUAUUAUUUUUUAAAUUCAUUUAUCUACCUAUUCUUUAUUUCACAGUAACGGUUACUUCGUCAGCGUUUACAGAUUCUCAGCAGUCGUGUUUGACUGGUGAAAAUGAGGCGAACGUUUGGUUUUCUGCUCGUAUAUAUUCUUUUACAUUAUGUAACAUUUUUAUAUUCCAUUGUCGCUUAUACGCACAAAACUCUUCACUUUUUUUUAUUCUGAAUGUGUCAGGCUGCUGCGAGAAGGGAGUCAUUUCUUCUGGCUUUAAAGUGUAUAUUUACUCAAAUGCAAUAAAUGAAUUCUUAUUUAUGA